UUUUCGAAGCGCAUUGUAUUCUGGGAAUUUUUAGUUCGAACUAUUAUGUUGCGUUCAUGCUUAUUAUAGAUACUUUUUGUUAGAUAUAUGAUAAAGUUAGCAUUAUUAUUUCGUACACAAGGUCGCUAAAUGACUGCAGUGGUCAUUUAAAAUCGGUAGUUUCAGCUUUUCAGCGCCGCUGAUUGAAACUCGACUAGAUUGUUUUUUUUGUAUUUGUGUCAGUUCUUUUUAUUUCAGCUCAUCACUCCAGCAUGACUUCGGCCUCCACAAAGGUGGGUGAGAUCUUCUCGGCUGCAGGCUCGGCAUUCUCUAAACUAGGCGAACUGACCAUGCAGCUGCAUCCAGUGGCGGACUCUUCUCCUGCAGGAGCCAAAUGGACCGACACGGAGAUUGAGAUGCUGCGAUCUGCAGUUCGCCGCUUCGGUGAAGAUUUGAACAGCAUCAGCUCAGUCAUAAAGGAGCGUACAGUUGCCCAGAUUAAGACCACAGUAAAGAGGAAGCUGUAUGAGGACAGCAGGGUUCCUCUCACUGCAGAGUCACCUAAAAAAACGAUGAAGAAAACCACAGUGACGCUGGCACUGCCUCCUGCAUCAGUGGCCCCCACAGGGAUCACUGUUCCGACCACGCAGGUUGUCGUCACAACUGGAUUGCAGAGUUCUUCAUCUUUACAACCAGUAAUAAAAAACCCUAAACCAGCAGAUGUGACUCUGAGUGCUCUCAAUGACUCCGAUGUGAACAGUGAUUUGGUGGAUAUUGAGGGGCUUGGAGAGGGCUCCACUAAAAAACCGAACUUCGACCAAGAGAGCUUGAAUUUGGACUCCAGUCUAAUAAUGAACUCCAGUGAUUUGCCCCUGCUGUCCCGCUGAUUUUCAUUGGUCAGUCAAAGUGAUAUUCAGGGCAACAGGGACAAAGAUUAUUAAGGACAACACAUGUAAAGAUUCUGCAGUUUGAUCGUGAGAUAUACAGAAUAGGGAAAGCAGCAGUUGGCACCUUAUACCUUUUCCACUGUGGGUCCAAAUAGCGCCAGACCAAAUCUCUACUACAUCACCAACCAUUCUCUACCCAUUUCAGUGAAGAAGUAUGAGUAUAAAAGUAGGGUUUUUUUUUAUCUAAUGGAAAGGAAUCUAAUGGAAGAUGGAAAAUGUUUUUUUGUAGUUCAUGUUGCGUGAUCUGCUUUACCCGCAGUUGAAAAAGGGUUUACAGGACAGUGGUGUCAAACUACUUUUUUUGUAUUUUAAUAGGCCCUUUUUACUUAAGUAAAUCUUUGUGAAGUGACAUAAGAUGCUGACUGUAAUGGAAAAGUUGCAGCAUGCAAUCAAAAAUAGAAUUGUACCAUUUUUUUCACGGUCACUGUAUGCUAGGUGCAGCUUCUAUUGUAUGUAUAUAUUAUUUUAACAUUAUUAAAUGGGUCAUUUCAACAG
Molecule: messenger RNA, 1421 nt
Organism: Rhinichthys klamathensis goyatoka
Lineage: Eukaryota; Metazoa; Chordata; Actinopteri; Cypriniformes; Leuciscidae
Gene: bacc1
Product: chromosome unknown C17orf49 homolog
Exons: 6
Coding region: 252-866 (204 amino acids)
Cellular component (GO): NURF complex; MLL1 complex
Source: RefSeq, a predicted model, not a curated record